ACUGCGAAUUCCAGUUUUGUUGCGAUUGUCCCACCAGUCGGAUCCGAUUAGCCACUCCUCCGUUAGCACACGGAUGCGGCUGCCGAUGAGAGCUAACAGCUAGCUAGCUAACUAGCGUACCGCGAUUUGGAAAAGAUGGCUCGGGACUUGCGAGUGUUUGCGCUGGAAAAAGCCGAACUGCUCUCCAGCCGUUUGAAGGAGCUCCUGUCUUCGGGACAAGGAUAUGUCCGGGAUCAGUUCGGGUUGGACUUGGGUCUGAAGCCGGACGUUUACCCGACGUGGGUCAUCCUGUCUACGGCCGCGGUGGGUCUGCUGCUGCUGCUCCGCCUGUCCUGGGCCGUCGUCUGUGGCGGGUCGUCGGUCGGGAAAAAGCGGGGAUCCCCUGGCAGCCAAGGCGACGGUGAGCCUGGCAAGGCCGCUUCGGUUCCAAUUGCCAAACCAGAAGAACAGAAGAAGAAGAUUAAAAAGAAAACGGUGGAAAAGAACAAUCAAUCCAAUGGAAAACCAGUGGCUGCAGCUCAAGAUGCAGUUAAAGGGGCAGAGGUUGUUUCCAAACCAGCCCCACAGAUCAAAACUGAGAAGGUGCAUGAGGUACAGGCCCUUGUGCAGCUGAAAAAGAACAAGAAGAAAACUAAGACAAACGUGAAACCAGUCCAGCAUGUGUCUACAAAUGAUGGGAAGGAACCCGACAAUGGUGCAUGGGUGACCAAAGUCAGUAACCGAGAGAAGAGGCAGCAGCGCAGGAAGGACAGGGGCCCUGAGGACUCUGGUAGCCCAGGAGGGGUGGAGGCUCCCAAGAGCAAUGUAGAGGCACCUGUGGCCACAGCACCUGCCAACACCAAGAAGAACAGAGGAAACCAUGAGUCCUUGCAGUCCAGAACCGCUGGAAAGAGGGAGACAGCUAGUGUAGCUGUGUCCUCCAGCUGGAGAGAGGAGCCUUCAGUCAAUGGUGGAGGUUGGACUGAUAUGUCUUUAAAGACCCCAUGUCAGAUGGGUGCUAUGGAGGGAACCAAGUGGAGUGCCAUACCCACUGCUACACAUUACAGGGCCCCACCAAAGCCUCAGUCCUGGGGACAGGAGACACAAGCAUGGAGUGGCAUUGAUGGCCAUAUAAAGAUUGACCUCAACCCCGGGGCCUUCUCCAUGCUGGGAGUAAACACCACAGACCCAAUAUCAAAUUCAAUGGAGCUGCAGUGGGCGAGGUGCCCGGAUGUUGACGAUGAAUGGUCUGGAUUCAGGAUGGCAGCAGUGGACCCCAGCUCCGACUGGAAUGCCCCAGACGAGCACUGGGGACACUACGAAGAGCCCCCUCUGUUGGUGACACCAGCACCUCCACUAAAGGAACAGCCGGUCCCCAACAAGGUAUUGGAGGAUGAGAAGGACACUGACGAGCCAUCCGGUGGAGCAGACAAAUCCAAGAAGAAGAGGAAAAAGAAGAAGAAAACAGAAGAGGAGACUGCAUCUGAGGCUCAGACGGUGAGCACAGUGACCCUGGUCAAUGCGAGACCCAAACCCCAAGAGCUUCCUGUCCUGGCCACCAAAAAGCAGAAUCCCAGCGCUUCCUCCUCUCAGAAGAAGUCUGAGCAGACUGUGGAGCCUCCGAAGCCCUCCCAGAAGAAAAAGGUCCGAAGGGAAACAUGAAGUCCAAUCGGUCCAUACGAAGCAUAUGCAAAUGAUUGUAAAACGUGUCACAUGCAAUAAUUACCAGGUACAGAGUUUCUUUCUGAGAUACAUUAACAGUUCUUUAGUUACCGAAACAAAAAUCAGCAGUGGGUAUCACCUGCUUGACUAAAUAUAGUAGUGAAUUGUGGUCCUGUGGACUCAAAUCUUAACUAAUUUGCACUAUUUGCUACACUGCAACCAGAAUGGAGUCCCUAAGGGCGGUGGACUUGCAGUGGAGGUACAUGUUCAUGUAAUUAUUUUUAGGGCAUGUUUUUUUCCGUCCACGAGAGUACAUUUAUAUUUGUUAGCCCAAAAAUACAAAACAGGUUUUAUUUUUUGUUGUAUCAAAAUGAAAGUUACAAGAGAAGCAAACACGUUUUGCUCCCCAGAAUAUUGCACUUUCUUUUGUUUGCUUUGCUUCUGCCCCUCUAAUAACUGAAAUGUGGGGGCUGGUCUCAGAUCAGGAUACAUUCAGAUUAUCUAUCAAAACUCACAUGCACAUACAUUGGAGUUGAAGGUUGCUGUAAUUAUCCUCCCUGUUCGUACAGGCCCUGAGGUAAUACCGUCAUAGAGCAAAACUAUGUAAGAAAUGGACUAAAAAUCCACAUUUAAGUUCCUCUGAUGCUAAUAUGAGGCUUUAGUUCGGGUCCCCAAAUCGAUUUUACAAAUUAAUGGCCUUUGUAAUGGGAAAACAAAAACAAUAGGUUGUCUUUGUUUUCCCUAGUUCUCCGGCUGAUGUGUGAGUAGUACUGGCAGUCGAAUAGGUUUGCUGGCAUGACAAAACCCUGACAAUAAACCUAUAUGUUUUGAUUUGGCAAAUCUCAGACUGCUGAAUUACUUUUGCUUAGAAAAAUGCAUUUUGUACGUUACGUUGUAGUCACUGUAAGUAAGUAUCCCCACACAGAGCCAGUAUGGACAGGAGAAAUGACUUAACUUUUAAGUGUUAAAAUAGGUUUUCCUAUAAUAAGAGUAAUACUUCAAAACCUCUAUCCUUGCAGUACAAAAACUCACUGGCUUUGUGUUUUAUAAACACUCUUUUUAUGAAGAAUGACAGCUGUUAUCAGGUUGUUCCUAAAAAAGUAUUUGGCCAUAGAAACAUAACUUCCCAACCAUCCCUGCAGCGUAAUCCACCUCUUCAAUAUCCAUCCGUGUGUUUGUAUGUUCCAAAUGUUCAUAGCAAGACACUACAGCUGUGUAUUUAGCCAGAUUGUCUUGAAACUAGCAAUUCGGAAUACACUGACAACUGAAAAGUAACUAAUUUGUUAGUUAUGUAACGGAUUGGAUCUUUACUUCAAAGAAGACUCUUAAUAUUACAUUUGGAUUCACACUGAGGACUGUAGAGCAUAGUAACUGAUACAAAACCACCAGGAGGCACUGUAAUGUGAAGUACAGGAGGAGGGGGAUCAUCCCAUGACGCAGUAGCACUCUUAAGUAUUGUCCCCCUACUUUUAUCAUUCUGAGUGUCUGUCUUUAUCUGACUAUAUAAUGUGUUGAUUUUCUAGAGACUUAACGGUCCCAUCUGCACUCUUUGUUUUUUAUUAUUAUUUUUCUUCCAGUUCUGUGCUAGCAAAAGCCAUGCCAUAUGUACAGAUUGUAAAGGCUUUUUCCAGUUCUGUGAUUGCACUGUGCACAAGGCUGUAUUGAGUUCCUUUUGAUGGUGAUGACUUGUUUUUAUGACUUGUUUUUUACUACCUUUUUGCAGAAUGGGAUAUGCAUAAUUUUAGGGGAUUUCAGGGGACAUCCAGGAUUUAUGAUGGGGGUGGGGCAGGGGGAUUAACUUAAACAAAUAAUACAUGAAUAUCUGUUAUAGAGAUGCUUUAAUUCCACAUCAAAGUUGGUUUUAAACAACACACACAAUUACAUAUAAAUAUAAAAGGAAUUCAAUUCCAUUGCCUUAACCUGAUGUUAUAUGGAAAGUGCAUUGGUAUCCUUUUUUUUAAUAUAUAUAGUUACCAACCAACUGCAAGUUUUGAUGUCAGAAAAUAAUUUAAUCUUGCAUGAAUUUGAUAACAAUACUAGUGUACAUGAAAUUAAUGAUUUCUUGCUCUAACUGUUAGUAGUUGGUCCUGGAGUACCACUCGGUGUGUAUAUACUGUAAUCGCUUUUUUCUAUGAGACCAAUUGCAGCUUCUCUGUUGGCUCGGCGGAGGUUAGGGGUCAAAGAGCGUCGGUGCAUCGAGGUGUCGAUCGGCUGCUGGUGAUGCUGAGUUAUUAGAGC
Cyclopterus lumpus (lumpfish) is the source of this 3879-nucleotide messenger RNA. RefSeq names its product metadherin a (gene mtdha). Gene Ontology annotation, molecular function: transcription coregulator activity. The transcript has 12 exons. Gene Ontology annotation, cellular component: nucleus. Bases 136 to 1641 code for a protein of 501 amino acids. The record is from RefSeq and is a predicted model, not a curated record. Lineage: Eukaryota; Metazoa; Chordata; Actinopteri; Perciformes; Cyclopteridae. Gene Ontology annotation, biological process: regulation of transcription by RNA polymerase II; negative regulation of apoptotic process; positive regulation of canonical NF-kappaB signal transduction.